AUGUGCAACUGUGCGUCACUUUACUGGAGAAUGGACUUUACUGUAAUACUGCUUGUACUUACACUUGCUGGCUGGACAGAGAGCUCGUCUUUGUACGUGAUGGAUGGCCGAUCUCCUCGUCUGGCUCUGGAAAAGAGUAUGAGCUGGUCGUCCAAGAACACCCAGUGCCAGCACAUGCUGAAGCAUUUGCACAACGGAGCACGCAUCGCAGUGCAGAUGCCACCCAACAUUGAGGGCCAGUGGGUCUCCACCAGCUGUGAGGUGCGUCCUGGGCCCGAAUUUAUCACCCGCCUCUACCGCUUCCAGCACAACCACAUGUUCCAGGCCCACCAGUUCUACUACGCAGACAACCACUGCACGGUGCCCACCUACACUCUGGUGAUCUGGGGUCGGGUGCGUAUGCGCCAGGCCUCAUGGAUCAUCCGGGGUGGGACGGAGGCUGACUACCACAUCCACCGCAUCCAGGUUGUAUGCCAUUCGGCGGAUGUAGCGGAGGAGCUGAGUAAGAGGAUGGCUCAAAGCUGCGGGGCGACAGAAUCCGUCUCACUGGAGCCCAACAUCAGCUACGAGGUGUGCAGCGAGCAAAGCGGCUGCAACUGCUCACGCAUUCUCAACUUCGCCAUGCACGAGCUGCAGCUGCUGCGUGUGGAAAAGCAGUACAUGAACAGGAACAUCGAGCAGCCGGUAGAGGAGCUCUUCCUGGGUGAUAUCCACACUGAGCCCAGCCAGAGGAUGUACCACAGACCCUCCAGCUAUCAGCCACCGCUGCAGAAUGCCAAGAGCCACGAACAGAGCUGCACUGCCUGUCGGAUAAUCUCCCGGUCCGACGAGUUCCACCCUCCGAUCCUUCCACCCCGUCCAGAGCUUACACUGGAUCUGCACGGCCAGUGGGUAUCGCAGAGGUGCGAAGUCCGGCCCGAGGCUCUCUUUCUUACCCGCCAUUUCAUCUUCCAUGAUAACAACAACACCUGGGAGGGACACUACUACCACUACUCAGACCCGGUUUGCAAGCACCCCACCUUCAGCAUCUAUGCCAGGGGGAGGUACAGCCACGGCACACACUCCACUCGUGUCAUGGGGGGCACUGAGUUUGUUUUUAAAGUGAACCACAUGCAUGUGAGGCCAAUGGACCUGGGCACCACAUCCCUGCUGAACGUCUUUAAAGGGGACGAAUGUGGCGCUCAAGGCUCAUGGCAGUUGGGAGUGGAGCAGGACGUCACGCUCACCAAUGGCUGUAUGGCGUUAGGGAUCCGCCUCCCUCACACAGAGUACGAGCUCUUCCGAAUGGAGCAGGACAAUCACGGCAACUACCUGCUGUACAACGGCCAGAGGCCCAGCGAUGGAUCCAGCCCUGAUCGGCCUGACAGGCGCACCACCUCCUACCAGACUCCGCUGGUUCAGUGCUCGGCUAACAGCCAAAGGUCAGAGGUCUACCCAGGGCACCAUACAAGGCAACAUAGGCAGCAGAAGCAGAGUAACGGCAGCAGCAGAGUUGGACAUGUCUGCUGGAUGAAAGCUGCGCUGCUUGUGGUAAUAAAACUGCUGAUGUUGCACUUCAUGGAUUGAGGGGGAAACUCUGUACAUACGGAUACAAGGACAUUCAGAGAACUUAACAGACUCUGCUCAUUUGGGAGGAAGUUUACUUGAUGUACUCGGGCAGUCAGCUCAUAUUCUUGGCCCACAGUAAGAAUGGAUAAUAAAACGGAGACAGAAAGAGUUCUGCCCUGUUUCAGAACUGGCGUCAAACUUCAGAAAACUGAAACUGCUGCACCACAUUAUUUGCACUUUAAUAAAGCAUGAUUGAAAACGUACUUUUUAAAUUACGUUUUUGGAAACCUGUAUUUUCUACAGCAGCUCCAGACAAUUUUUCCUGCUUCUUUUUUUACAACCUUCUUUUCUUUGUACUGAGGUGACUGAUUCCUCUAGAUAAAUACAUUGAUGAAGAUAUUUUUAUACAGUGUGUGGGGUUGU
Trichomycterus rosablanca is the source of this 1971-nucleotide messenger RNA. Its product is annotated as protein APCDD1-like. Gene Ontology annotation, cellular component: plasma membrane. The record is from RefSeq and is a predicted model, not a curated record. The coding region runs from base 1 to 1566 and encodes 521 amino acids. Gene Ontology annotation, molecular function: Wnt-protein binding. The transcript has 7 exons. NCBI's taxonomy places the organism in Eukaryota, Metazoa, Chordata, Actinopteri, Siluriformes, Trichomycteridae. Gene Ontology annotation, biological process: negative regulation of Wnt signaling pathway.